UCAGAGCUUGACCAACGAUCAUUACAAAAUGAGCGGAAGAGGAAAAACAGGUGGCAAGGCAAGAGCAAAGGCCAAGUCUCGUUCCUCCAGGGCUGGACUUCAGUUCCCCGUGGGCCGUGUGCACAGGCUAUUGCGUAAAGGCAACUAUGCCCAGCGCGUUGGCGCUGGUGCACCGGUUUACUUGGCUGCUGUGCUCGAGUACCUGACUGCUGAGAUCCUCGAGUUGGCCGGUAACGCUGCCCGUGACAACAAGAAGACUCGUAUUAUCCCCCGCCAUCUACAGUUGGCUGUGCGUAACGACGAGGAGUUGAACAAACUGCUCGGCGGAGUGACCAUCGCUCAGGGAGGUGUGCUGCCUAACAUCCAGGCUGUGCUGCUGCCCAAGAAGACUGAGAAGUCCAAAAAGGGGAAGGUUCUAUUGGUCACCAACAUGAGCGGAAGAGGCAAAACCGGUGGCAAGGCCAGAGCAAAGGCCAAGACUAGGUCAUCCAGGGCUGGGCUUCAGUUCCCCGUGGGCCGUGUGCACAGGCUGCUGCGUAAAGGCAACUAUGCCCAGCGUGUUGGCGCUGGUGCACCGGUGUACUUGGCUGCCGUGCUCGAGUACCUGACUGCUGAGAUUCUGGAGUUGGCCGGUAACGCUGCCCGUGACAACAAGAAGACUCGUAUCAUCCCCCGUCAUCUGCAGCUGGCUGUGCGCAAUGACGAGGAGUUGAACAAACUGCUUGGUGGAGUGACCAUCGCUCAGGGUGGUGUGCUGCCUAACAUCCAGGCAGUGCUGCUGCCCAAGAAGACCGAGAAGUCCAAGUAAACCAGCUCCCUCCAAGUCUCCGAAACAAAGGCUCUUUUAAGAGCCACCCAAAUGUCUAUAGAAACAAAUUCCAAGUUGACUUGACGUGGUGUGUGUGGUGUCAUAUUUAUACGCACGCACUAUUUA
Messenger RNA from Sardina pilchardus (European sardine), 934 nucleotides. RefSeq names its product histone H2AX-like. The transcript has 3 exons. Lineage: Eukaryota; Metazoa; Chordata; Actinopteri; Clupeiformes; Clupeidae. Gene Ontology annotation, biological process: heterochromatin formation. The record is from RefSeq and is a predicted model, not a curated record. Bases 29 to 808 code for a protein of 259 amino acids. Gene Ontology annotation, molecular function: protein heterodimerization activity; DNA binding; structural constituent of chromatin. Gene Ontology annotation, cellular component: nucleosome; chromatin.